GGAGGUGGAAAAAAAGGGCAUUGUGGGUUGGUUUUUCGUUUGUUUGCUGUUGCUUUUUUUUUCUCCAAAGGUUUUGGUGGUGCCCCAGCUAGCUCCCGCUCCCUGCGAGGGGAGGCUGAGGCACCGCGGCCGCCGCUGCCCGGCCCUCCCCGCCCAACCGUCCCGGAGAGCUGUGAGGAGCCGGGAGGACACGAGUGGGCGCCGCGGGCGGCGAGGCGAGGUCCCGGGCGGCCGGCGGCGCUGCGAGUUGGCAGCUCACCGCCCGCCCCGCCGGGAUCUCACGGCUCGGGGAGACGCAAAAUGGCGGCGCGGCCGUGAGCGGCGGAAGGAGGCACCAGGCACGGGGCUGAGGCGGCUCUGGGGGUCGACCCCAAGAGGCGAGGGGAGACCCCCGCCCGGCCUCGCGGAGAGGCAAAGGUGCUCCCUCGGCCGGCUCUGAGGAGAGGGGCGGCUCCGAGCCCCCCGAAGGCAGAGCCGGGGAGGAACGGGGCGUGGUGGGGCGGCAGCGCCCCGCCUCUUUGCCUCCUCCUCAGUGUCUGACAGCGGCCCCGGGGCUUGGGAUGGCUCCGGGAUAAAUCCGUGUGUGACACAGCGGGGCGAAACGCGCAGGGUGAACAACUUCGCUUUCCGUGCCUUGAAGCGGGACGGAUCCAUCCGUGACUGGGCUCCCCGCUCGGUGUGGCGCUGGGAGAGGAGCGGGGACAUGUCCCCAUCCCUGCCGGGGGGCUUUAGGGUGUCAGGGUGCACUUUGAUGCUCGGCUCUCCCCUAGAUGAGGUGAGCGCUGGAGAUCGGCAACCACUUGGAUAAGGCGCGUAAUGGAGGCAGCUGGGGGGCUCUGAAAGGGAGCGGCGUGUCUGCGGUUGUCCACGCUGGUUGUUCCAUUGUCUCAACACUUCUGACACUUAUGGAUGGCAUAGACAACAGAGGGGAGACUGUGGUAAUUGGAGCCACCAACAGACCAGAUUCUACAGAUCCUGCUUUAUGGAGACCAGGAUGCUUUGACAGAGAGCUCCUCUUCAACCUGCCAAAUAAAGAGGCUAGAAAAGAAAUUUUCAAGAUUCAUACUCGUGACUGGAUCCCUAAGCCACCGGACAUGUUGCUUGAUGAGCUAGCUGAGAAAUGCAUUGGAUACUGUAAUGCAGAUAUAAAAUCCUUAUGUGCUGAAGCUGCACUGUGCACUCUGCGUCGACGCUAUCCUCAGAUAUAUGCAAGUAGGGAGAAAUUGUGACUAGACGUUAAUUCUAUUAAAAUAAAAUCAAAGGAUUUUUUUAUAGCUCUGAAGAAGGUUGUUCUAGCAUCAAGUAGGAUUGUAGCUUCACCUGUACAAGCACUAUCACCCAUUUUAAGCCACUUUUUGAAAAUUCAGUAGCGAAUAUUUUACAAGCUGUGCAGAAGAUAUUUCCGCAUGCACAGCUUGCACUAAAGAAGGACCAACAGCAAGGUAUAACCAUAGCAUCCACUUCUUUAAAAUUCUUCCAAAGCAAAAACUUGUGGUUUGUGCAAUCAACAUCCACAAACCUUUCAGACAUAAUGAUGGUAGAAUUUUAUGAUUUGCAUGUGCGUGUCUUUAUUUUGGGAAUAUCUGGAAUAUAAUGCAUAGGUUUUAUUCUGGAUUCUAAACUGAAAUGCCAAAUGGAAGCUCUGAAUGACUCAGCACACAGUAGAGGACUCUGCGUUCUCUACUAAAGCAUGCUGCUUCUGACAGUAGCUAAGAUAAUUAGCAUUUGUAGAGGUCGACUUAAGGUUUGAAGUAUAAGGCACCUCUUUUCCUUUAAAAAUAAAAACUCAGCUAUUUGGAGGGAAAACA
This is a messenger RNA of Cygnus olor (mute swan), 1808 nucleotides long. Its product is annotated as ATPase family AAA domain-containing protein 2-like. Gene Ontology annotation, biological process: positive regulation of transcription by RNA polymerase II. The transcript is spliced from 5 exons. Bases 906 to 1229 code for a protein of 107 amino acids. The record is from RefSeq and is a predicted model, not a curated record. Gene Ontology annotation, cellular component: nucleus. Gene Ontology annotation, molecular function: ATP binding; histone binding; ATP hydrolysis activity. NCBI's taxonomy places the organism in Eukaryota, Metazoa, Chordata, Aves, Anseriformes, Anatidae.